Molecule: messenger RNA, 1644 nt
Organism: Lasiodiplodia theobromae
Lineage: Eukaryota; Fungi; Ascomycota; Dothideomycetes; Botryosphaeriales; Botryosphaeriaceae
Exons: 5
Coding region: 1-1644 (547 amino acids)
Source: RefSeq, a predicted model, not a curated record
AUGGCAACGUUGACGAAUACCCAAGAAGACGUCAGGGGAGGUGGAGGAAGCACUCUCCGUGUUGAAAGCAGCCUUCCUCCAAAGCUCCCGUCGGACUUUCUCUCCGAUUACCCGAAGCUCUCAAACGAACAAGCUGGCUACCUUCGCCACUUCCAUAAUCUCGCCACCCAGCCUGACGGCGAAUGGCGUCACAUGGGCACGCAGGACCCCGGGCAAGAAUGGCUUGACGCAUACCGGUACCAACUGGCGGUCAUGGCCUAUGCCGCUGGAGCCUCGCACUAUCACCGGCUACCAGCUCUCCGAUCCGUGUUCAAACAACUCCUGGAGCAGCUGAUCCACAAGAUGCUGCGAAGGGAAGUCUGGGGCUACUGGUACCUUACCAGCCAGAGCGGCAAGUUUGUCGAUCCUGACAUAGUGGAAUUGCGGAAGCCGUGGUCUGACCCGAACAAGCAAGAGAAUAUCAUGUACUCCGGACAUCUUCUUCUCAUGGUCUCACUGCACGCAAUGCUGUUCGACGAUGACAAGUAUGAUGAGCCUGGGGCGCUGGAGUUCGUUUGGGAUCCGAUCUUUUGGGGAUUUGGGCCGGAGAAGUUCGCCUACUCCCGAAGCACACUGCAGCAAGCCAUCCUUGCCGAGAUGGAACGAGAGAAGUGGAAAGGGAUUAUCGCAAUGCGGUACAAUGAUGUGCGUCAAGGAACAGCUGUUGCUGACAAAGUUCUGAAUAACUACGCCGCAGCUUGGGGCGAUGAAAACGGCUUUUUGCAGGAAGACAAGUUUUUCAUCAACUGGUAUAUGGUGAAGCAAGAUCGUACCGUUGACGGAGGCAUCGGCUUUACCGCCUGGGCCUGCGCGUUCAUGAACAGCUGGAACUCCGAUUUCGUUCACUCACUGUUUCCGGCCCAGUCGUUGGGUUUCUUAACGCAUGCUCCAGGUGGGCGCAUCAACCUGAACAACGAAAAAGUGGCUCAGGCCAUACGAAAGCUUACUAAAAGUGAGGACGUUGACCCUUAUGCGUGGGACACGUUGGAAAAAGCUCGAAAAAUAGCAGCACACACUGAGAACAAGCCCGCGGGGCCGUUUCCGCAACCUCUGUUUGGAUACGUUGCGCAGUGGGUUUCUGAGGUGGGCGAUCAGUCAACCUGUGACGGACUCUUGUGUCACGCAGACGAGUUCCUCAAUCCAUCCUGGGACCAAGGUGGCCUAUUCUAUCCCCGCAACAACACUAUCGCGGACAACCAAGGAAACUGGACAUACGUGGACCCGUUCACGGGCAAUGCGGCUAUCGCGUAUGCGAGCCUCAAUGUUCCAGACGGCCAGAGAGAAAUGUGGCAGAAGCCGUGGGCAAAGGAACACUUCUCACAGUAUCCUUUCGUAGAUGGAAUCGGCUUGGAUUCCGGGGUUGAUUUCUUGCGAGGAGCGUGGGAGGGAACGAAGGGUGUGCUCAUUAUUUCCAUGCGCACUUGGGACGGAUCGAAGAAGACAUUGCACAUUCCUAUUCGGAAUCUUCCCAUUGGCCAGUAUGGCGUUUACAAAAAUGGUUUCCUUGUAGACACGCUUUACGUGUCCGGAGAAAACAUCAGCCUGGAAGUGGCGAUUGAUGUAGGGGCACAAGAAACAGACCUGGUUCUGUUGAAGGCAAGGUAG